UAUGCGUAUAUAGGUAACGGGUUGGUGGAAAGAGGCGCACUUGUGUAGUUUGAAGAGGUGCUUUGCAGAGAGGAACCAUUACAAAAAAAUAUGUUGCGUGUGGUGGUAUUGGCAGUGGCUCUGUCCGCGGUCUACGGUCUGGAAGCCGCAGGUAGUGCGAACACACAAGGACAGCUACUGGCAGCUGCUGGUUUUAAUGCCGCCCAAGUAAACACCGUACAAACUUGCAAAGCAGACAUUUGCUUUGCGUUGGACAGCUCAGGCAGCCUGGGAAACAACGGCUGGAAUACAGUGAUAGCUUUUGCCAAAAAUGUCGUCCAGUAUCUGCCGGUGUCGCAACAACAGGUCAAAAUAUCGACCGUCUCUUUCAACGAAGUGGUCACCGACCAGUUCAAUUUCAACUACCAACCCCAGUCUGUCACCGGCAUAAUGAACAAGCUGUCCACCCUGCCGUAUUCUGCCGGAAACACAAAUAUCGGGGACGCCAUGAGGAGAUGCAGGGACUACUUGACGCAGGCGCAGUACGGUGCACGUUUUGAAGCAGGUGUCAGCAAAAUCGCCGUGGUGUUCACAGACGGCAAGGCCAACAGAGGUGACCCAGUUAGCCAGGUCUCCCAGGAGUUGAUGAACUCUGGCCUCAGUUUCAUCGCUGUUGGCGCGGGCAGCACGGACGACCAGGAGUUGUUGGCCAUUGCUCUUGGUCAGCCCUCCAAUGUCCUCAAGGUCAGCGACCUGAACGCCCUCAACUCUAUUGUCACCAAGAUUGUACAGAAGGCUUGCAUUGGAAAAUGUGUCUUUAAACUCAAUAGUGACAGACCUGUGGACCUUAUACAGCAUGUUUUUAACCUCUGA
Molecule: messenger RNA, 852 nt
Organism: Lingula anatina
Lineage: Eukaryota; Metazoa; Brachiopoda; Lingulata; Lingulida; Lingulidae
Source: RefSeq, a predicted model, not a curated record